AUUUUGGGAGGUAGAUUAUCAACCAAUAAACAUUAAGUGCUUCCUUUGUGCCAGGAACAGAUGCAAAAAGAGGCAGAAGACAAUCGCUGCCCUCAAAGGGUUUACAGUCUAAAAGGGAGACAAUUUUGCAUAGUCAGCAUUGAAACACUGAUCAAACACCUACUGGAUACCAGGCCCAGUGCUAUGCCCUGGGGAUACCAGUAAGAAAAAGCUCACAAUCUAAUGGAGGAAACAGAUGCAGGGCAGGGCCUCUUGGGAGUACACCAGCCUGGUUCAUGGAGUCAAACCAAGCAGAGCAGCAGCUGAUGGAAAAUUGAGUCUUCCCUGCAGAGAAGCUUUGGGAGGAGUUGAUUGCUCCGUCCUGGAGUCCUCCAGUGGCAGGGGAGACAGUGCUUGGGACAUAGUAGGUGUUUCAUCAGUGCUUGCUCCUUGUGCUGCCCUCACAGGUCUGAUGACGAUGUGGUUUAACACAUCCCGAACAUUCUUUCUAUGUGACCCAGGCAGCUUCGACGAUAUUUAUGUGUAGUUAAAAAGCUCAGCUGCUUUGAGUCUUGUGUUAUGCCGUCUUCUUGAAAGGAAGAAGAUUGAAAUAAGGGUUGUAAACUAAGAAGAAUGGCCGGGGCUGGCUUAUAGGUCCUCUAAGGAAUCUGUCCCAUGAGGUGUUGAGUGCACUGGAUUUAGGAAUCUGGAGGCUUGGGUACAAGUGGCAGCACAGCCACCAGCCCGCUUAUUGACACGGAGUUCGUCUCAGAGCCAAAGACAUCACAAUGGAGAAUUCUUUAUUGGUACCUCCAAAAGAUCAAGAUGAACCUAAAAUCUCUCCCUGGACAACACAGACUGGGAAAAGUUUACAGAAUAAAAUUCAGUUUAGGACUAUUGCCCCCAAAAUUACACCCAAAGUCCUAACAUCCCCAGUGCUGCCCUAUCAGUCACCAUCACUCUGUGAUCAAGUUCAUCCCAUGUCCUCGGCCAAUUCUAGGCCUCUGGUGAUGCCACCACAAAACUAUGCCCUGAUGCAAGUCGCUGGUCAGGAGGGAACCUUUUCCCUUGUCGCUUUGCCCCAGGUUACUCCAGCAGUGACAACCCCACCCGUCCAGAAGCCCAAAAACCUUAAAUUGCCUAUUCCUCGGUACCAGCCUACAAGAAAUAAGAAGAUGCCAGAAGUGGAAACGAUUCCAAACUCUUCUGUGAGUGUGAUUAGGAAGGUUCCAGCCAAUACACAAAUAUGUGCUCAGCCAUCGCCUUCAAUAGCCAACCAUUCUGAACUUCACACCAACAUUGAUUCCUCUGAGCAUGUGAUAGUGAUAGAUCAGGUGCCGACUGAAAUCACAGUUACUGCUUUGCUUGAUGAAAGCAGCUGUGUAGAAUCUGGACCUCCACUGAUAAGCAGACCUGAGGCAGGCGACACGGUUAUUUUCCCCAAACCAUGGGUACCAGAGGAAGCUUCAGCUGAGCUGGGUAAUUCCAUGAAAGCCAAACUAGACACAAACACAAUGGCCAGAAAGCCCUCAGCCAUGGUUAUUGAGAGAAUCAGAGAAAAAGUCGCCGAUUCGGCAAAAGCCAUGACCGUUUUGUCCCCAGCUAUUUUUGGCAAUGCAGUGCAGCUGAUCCCUGCAGCGCCUAAAGGUAAACUUCCAAUCUUGCCAUACUCAAGAAUGAAGACAGCAAUGUCUAAGCCAGAUGCCAGCAUUGUCGGUCCUGCUUCUUGGCACAGACCCAACUGUGACAAAGCUGCAUCAUUUGCAAAAACCUUCGAUGUGCCUCCCAAAACAUCGGAUAAGCUCUUUGCUGUUUCACUCACACAAGUGUCCAAGCCCGCUGCCUGCAGAGAUGCCUUUUGCUCAGUCACCAAGGUGGAAGUUGACAACAAAAAGAAAUUAAAUGGUGGAACAGCCAGGAAAAGAGGAAGGAAACGAAGGAUGCCAGAGGACGUUUUGGCUUUUCAGACAAAGAAGAGAAAGUGUGUCCUUGACACAUGCAGAGAUGUUCAAGAAAGAGUAAAAACUGACCCCCAAGAGCUCAGAGACAGAAAAGCUGGGACUGUGAAAAAGUAUCGGAACAUUAUGCCCAAGCCUGUUGUUGUCAUGCAGGCAGUGUCUCCACUGACCUCCCCUGCACCUCCUGUACAGACCAAAUCUCCCGACUAUGUAGACACCAUGUUAGAAAAUCCCCUUACAAACAAGCAUCCCAGCUCGAAGCAGAGCGACAGUGCUUGUACCAAGCCAGGUCCUGUAUGCAAAAAUGGCUUCUCUGCCAUCAGAAAGCCUUGGCACAGAUGCCACAUCUGCAACCACCACUUUCAGUUUAAACACCAUCUUCAGGACCAUAUGAACACACACACAAACAGACGGCCCUACAGUUGCCGGAUCUGUCGUAAAGCAUAUGUGCACUCGGGAAGCCUCAGCACCCAUAUGAAACUUCAUCACAGUGAGAGUCGUCUCAAGAAGCUCCUGUGCUGCGAAUUCUGUGCAAAAGUGUUUGGUCACGUGAGGGUCUAUAUUGGCCAUCUGAAAGAAGUGCAUAGGGUUGUGAUCAACACCGAACCUUCCUCUGGGGAAUUGCCACAGGGCAGAGGGCCAAAGAACCGAGAAAUAGGCGUAAGAGGCACAGAAGAAGCGGUGGAGAGAGAAAACAAGGCAGGCCUCGAGGAGACCCUCUUUCCAGGACAGGCCAGCGAAGUCAAGUUGGACAUCAAGUGUGGCCGCUGUCAGGUCACUGCUCAAUCUUUUUCUGAGAUGAAGUGUCAUUUAUUGUAUGUGCACGGAGAGGACAUUCAGGGGAAGCUGAAGGAAGGAGUCUUACCAAGCAGCAGAGGAGCCCAGGAGGAAGUGGUGAAGCGAGCUGCUCAUUUCUGGAAACAGCGCAGCGAGAGGAGAAGCCUGGCGAAGAGGGACGCUUUGGAAGAGGAGGCGUACACAUUCCCCAUCCAGCUCAAAAGGGAGAUCUACCUCCUCCAUCAGAAGAACCUGGACAUACUGACAAAGAGCGAAGAAGCUCCCUUGGGAGCCGGGGAGCCGGGCAAGGCUCCGCCAAGCCCAGACUGUGCCACGCCAUAUAAGAUUCAGGUCUGGUCUGAUUUGGGCUUUAACUGUCUUCUUUGUAAGCAGACGCUCGAGAGGAAAGAAGAACUUUUCCUUCAUUGGGAACAGCAGCACAACUGUGAGGACCCUUCUGUACUCUGGGCUCUUUUAAGUGCAUUAUCCUCACAGGGAGUUAUUGAACUUUCUAAUGAGGCUGAAAAAUGAAACACUGGGGGGAGGGAACGAACAUUGCAGGAAAUGUUUGCUCUGCUCUUCCCCACAGAGUUUAAUAUUAUACUCGUGUCUCUUAAUUACAGAUUUGGGCCAUGCAAAAAAAAAAAACAAAACCCUUUUUGUUUUUCAUGAGUAAAGGCAAAAUUUAUACAAUUUUGUUUUCUUAUGAACUACACAAGAAACAGCACAGAAUUUUUGGAUUUAUAUGAGGAUUUGUUGGGAAAUGUCACUCAUUAACUGAUAAAGCCUUUGAGUCCUUAUCAGAACAAAUAGAAAGACCAGACUAUGGAUACAAAAAUCAGGAAGAUUAUAAGAUCUGCCUAAAAUAUACCAUGCAGUAUGAACAUGUAUAUAUUGGUAGGUAUCAUUUUUGUGUAAUAGCACACAAAUGCCUUCUAUUAAUAUAGAUUGACAAAUCUAAUAACUUCCUAGACUGAAAACUUCAUUUCAGCUUCAAAAGUCGUACCAGGUUUUAUGGUAAUGAAUAUCGAUAUGUGUUCAAUCCUUGGCUUUAUUUGAAUAUGCUUUAGGAGAAUGUAUUUAAUAAGAUUGUCAUUUGCCCUAAUUUAAAUUCCUUGCAUCCAGUCCUUCCAGUUUUUUUUCUUCAUGCUACCUACCAUCUACUUUCUUAAAUGGUCAUUGCCUUGAAGCGUCUUUGCUGGCAUGUCUUACAGGUACAGAGUUCUCUCUUCAAAGGAAUCAAAAUCCUGUUAAAACUCCAGCUAAUUAAAGAAAUAAAAAAGCCAUUUUCUACAUAAGAAGUUAUUUUCAAGCAGACAAUGCUAGAAUAUUUAUGCCCUGAAAGUAACACAGGUUGUUCAAGCCAGAAACCCUAGGUGUCUUGGUUUCUUUCCCUUGUCCCUCAGACUAGCUUCUUUUUUGAAUGGUGGCUUGGAGGGAUGUACCUGUAUUAGUAAUUUGACAGGCACAGGUUUGGUUUUGUUUCCUUUUUUCAAAUUCAUUCAUGAGUAAAACUCCUUUUUUUUUUUUUAAUGUGUAGGAAAUGGUCUAGCAGAUUCUGAAAUGUUCAUCUUUCAAGUUUCAGCCAGUUCUGGAUAUAAAAAUAGCCUUAUGGCUGUUGUAUGUUUGGGAGAUACUGUUCAAAACAAAAUUCCUCCUCUUCCCCACUUCCCCUUUGCCAAAAGAACAUCACCUCUUGAUUCUUCUGUUAGUGACCUUAGCAUUCUUCUGAAUCACCUUUGAGCCCUCCUUCUUCCUCUCCACCCAUCUAACGAAAUCCUGUUGAUUCUACCUCUGAAAAAGCUUCUGCACCCAUCCCUUCCUUAAAAUUCCCACUGCCGCCAUCCAGGUGUAGGCCCUCCCUAACUUACCCAAACGAGUGUAGCAGCCUUUCACUGGUCUCCCUCUACCCAGUCCUUUCCCUUUCACACAUGGCCACCAAACUAAUCUUCCUGAAGCACAGCUCUGAUCAUGGCACUGCUGCUCAUAACCCUUUUUGGUGGUUCCUUGCUAUCUAACAAAUAAAGUCCAGUCUUUCAAUUUAGGAUAUGAAGCUCAAUCCACUCUGGCCUCAGCCUGCUUUUCCCACUCUCUCAUUCUGUAAUCCUGUACUCAUAUUCACCCAACUGGAGCACCUGUCAUUUUUCCCACACAGCCUGAAUGGGCCUGCACAGCAUGGUCUUGUUCGUGCCAUUUGCUACAGUUGGAAUUACCUUCCCUCCCUCUCUGUCUCCACCAGUUGGGUUCCCACCCUUCCUCCAAGACUCACUUCCUCAUAUGCUAUCCUCAUGAAGUUUUCCCUCAUCUCCCAAACCAAAAGGGAUCUUCCUUCUGAACUGUCAUAGCGGUUUUGUUUGUACCUCUCUUAUAGGCAUAUCAUGUCCUGCCGUGUAUUACAGGCGCAUACAUGUCUUAUCUUUCCUCUAAGAUUGUAAGCUCAUCCAGGGCAGGGGUCAUGUCUAAGUCAACUCUGUAUUCCCCCAUAGUGCCUAGCAAGGUGCCUUGCACAAAAGCACUCAAAAUAAAUGUUGUGGAAUGAUGGAAAUUACCUCUUAUAAUCUUUGAAAUGAUUUUCAGAGUAGGAUGGACCAGCUUCAUCCUGAUGGAAUCUCUGUAACUCGGGGUGGAUGUGAAGUGUAUAUAAUAUUCAUUUGCUCCUAAUACACCUGAGGUUCCUCUGAGUUUUAGUCCCUUUAUCCCUCACACGUGUAGUUCACAGAAUGCUUUCACCUACAUUUUCUCGUUUUAUUCUUCCAAUAACCCUAGGAGGUAAGCAAGAAAGGUAUUUUUCCCCUCUGUUUUAGAGAUGGGGAAACUGACAAAAGGCCCCGUUGUUACAAAGGCUAGGAGUAUUUGGAGAGAGACCGUUCAUUUCCUCCAUCAAUUGCUAUCAAGAGGACGACAAGGAUACAAUCUAUAGCUACAGCUUCUACCGUCUCCCAUACCUGAUGUUUUCAGGACAUUUGCCAGUAGAAUGGGGGAAUGAACCCUGGGAGUUAAAGACAGUCUUAUUUGGGAUUAGUGACCUCGGGAAUUAUAGGGGAGUUUAAUAAUUCAGUAGUGAACAUAGUGGUGCAGUAUACUGAGAGCCAUACGUGAACUCUCAGGAAAAAUCCCUACCUCAGUAUACUAAAUCUCUCAAAAACGACUCCCAUAUAAUGAAAAUUUAGUAUUUAACAGUGAUCCUAAAAAAUAAGACAUAAUUUUUCCUGAAAAGAUAAAGGCAACAGAUCAAUCAAUGCCUGUCUUAGGCCCUUUUGAUCCUUCCAUGCAGUCACUUGGGAUGGGCGGAAAACAUAACCCAAGGCAAAAACAUUGGGUAAAAUCAAGACAAAGAACUACUCCCCUCCCCCCCCAAAAAACCCCAACAAAACCAAACAACCCUUCUUUGAAUUCCUGCCUACUUACUAUUAAUUAGAUUAGGUUGGAUGCCUUCCUGCUAUUCCCCCAAGGAUGAAGCAACAUCCUAUCUUCUACCUCCCAAGCUCCACCAGCUGUGAACAUUAGUGGAGGUGCUAACCCUUUUUCAAGGAAAGAGUUAGUUUUCAGACAAGGAGGUCUGGACCUACAUUUCCUUACAUACAACAAGUAGAAAGCUGCCUCUUCAGUCUACAGGACACACUUCUUUUGAGCUAAGGAAGUCUUGCCUGAUUAAUAAACAAAAAAAUCUGUUACCUCAAUCCGUGACCUCUUGAGGACAUUUCUUUCCUGAGACCUAUUUCCUCAGACACAGUCUGAUUGGAAGCAGAUGAUAUAAGCAAAUGCCAUUCUGCCCUGUCAUCCCUGUGUCACAUCCACAUCUCCAUUCUAAACAUCUGUAGCAUAAUUUUGGGUCUGUCAUUAUUAACAGGGAUGUUCUAGUAAAUGUUUUAACAAGAGGC
Messenger RNA from Dromiciops gliroides (monito del monte), 6595 nucleotides. RefSeq names its product zinc finger protein 438 (gene ZNF438). The transcript is spliced from 8 exons. NCBI's taxonomy places the organism in Eukaryota, Metazoa, Chordata, Mammalia, Microbiotheria, Microbiotheriidae. Gene Ontology annotation, molecular function: sequence-specific DNA binding; DNA-binding transcription factor activity, RNA polymerase II-specific. Gene Ontology annotation, cellular component: nucleus. Gene Ontology annotation, biological process: regulation of transcription by RNA polymerase II. The record is from RefSeq and is a predicted model, not a curated record. The coding region runs from base 768 to 3245 and encodes 825 amino acids.